AUGUCCGCCCACCAACCGAUCGAAGUCGGUUUUCCCUGUCCAUCCGCACAGCCCAUAUCAGUUGACUAUAUCGAGAAUCGACAUACGGAAUUUCGGGAUGAGCACGGCGAGCUACCAUUCAGGUUUGACGCGAGCCGUCAAAAGUUCGUAGCUCGCUCGGUCGCGUGGGAUGCAGCACCCUCAACUAGUGACGAGGAAUUGAGAGACAGCAAAUUGCGGGUAGUUGCAACCACGAAGAGCUUCUCCAAUGCUCUCUCGGCAUUGAAAGAGAAGAAAUCUAAGGAGAAGAAGAUAGCAAGCUUCGAUCUCGACUCUUACCACGACUGGAAAGAGAUCACUGGGCUCAUACAGGUGGUCGUGAAAGAGUACCACAGCAACGACACGACAUGGGACCGAAUUCGCAGUGGAUUUCGGACCGUUGGAGACAACGCGAAAUCUAUGCAGGCUUUUAUAGGCCUAUUACCUGACGGGGAGUACAAAACUCUGUGCGGAGGCCUGACAUUGAUCUUGACUGCCAUGACGGAACAUUCUCAAGUCCGCGAGAGAAUGGCAGAUCUGCUGCAAGAGGUUCCCGAAGUCGUCAAUAAGUGCGAGCAGUAUCAGACACUCUACCCUGGGCGCAAUACCAUACAGCUGUGCGUCAACGAUAUCUACACCAAUCUUCUUAUAGCUCUGGAGAAGAUAAUCGACUGGUAUAAGCAGUCUUCCUGGAAACACGCCAAAGACAGUCUUUUGAGGAACAGUAACUACGGGAAAUGGAUCGAUAAGUGUGUUGAUAACAUCCGGCAGUCUAGGAGUCGCUUCACGGAGGAAACCCAGUUGUACCUAGCUUGGUCUCAAAAAGCCACACUCUCAACAGCGCUCGAGCUCAAUUCUCGAUCCCAUGAAAUGAACGAAAACAUAUACCGCGUCGACGAACAUGUUGGACAAGUCAGCGAUGGCAUUAACGCUCUCAAGGAUCAUUUCGAUGACGUGAUCAAGAAUGCUAAGUACAAUCUCAAGGAAGAACUGAAACGGGAACGAUUGAGCUUAGAGAACUACAGUAAGUUUGAACGUAUUUCUCCAUCGCCGCGAACUGACCCGCGCUUAGAGCGAAGGAUAAGCGAGCUCGAGGAGCGAGUCGCAAAGACGGCGCUUACUCCGAAGGAUCUUAUGAAAGAGCUGGACCUGGACCGAUCUGAGCAUACACAUGUACCAGAGGUCUCCACGGUACUCAAGGACGGGCUGAACAGCCCAACAAAGUACCAGAAUCGCGCAGGCUGGGUAGGAAACACCGCCGAAUUCCGAGAUUGGCUAGGCGGGCGAGACAAGUCUCAAAUACUGUGCAUUCAAGGCCAUGGCGAGUUCGAGAAGACUUCUCCGCUGAGCUUCCUCAUCGCGCUUCUCUACGAGAAACUGGAAAGGACGCCGCGCACACUCGUUCUCCCAUUCUUCUGUGGACUCAGCAGAGUGCGCUCUGGACCAGCAAUCAUGCUACGAGCGUUCUUCAUCCAACUGCUCGCUGCAUGCAAUGCUCACGGAGCAACGGACGAGGAAGGCCUUCCUCUACUUUCUUUUUUGGGCCACGAUGACGUGGCGAACAUGGAAGACAUGUGCUUGGAAACAUAUCAAAAUGCGGUAGUACAGCUGUUACGCGAGUUGCGGAGGGAGCAUAAAGCGAUUUUCAUCCUCAUCGACGCCGUCGACUUCUACGACUCAGACUGGGGGGACGAGAUGGAUGAUUUCAUGAAGAACAUGAGAAAGCUGGUGAGAUCGUCCAACAAGGCAGCGGACGGAACGUCGGGUGGUGUUCUAAGGGUUCUCGUAACGGCGUCAACAUGGUCGAAGCGGUUUUCGACUCCCAAGAAGCCGAUGGUCCUGCUUGAUCUGCCCGAGCAUCUGGAUGGGUCGAUGGACGGGUUCGAGAGGUUUACGUAG
This is a messenger RNA of Alternaria hordeiaustralica, 1917 nucleotides long. RefSeq lists its product as uncharacterized. NCBI's taxonomy places the organism in Eukaryota, Fungi, Ascomycota, Dothideomycetes, Pleosporales, Pleosporaceae. Bases 1 to 1917 code for a protein of 638 amino acids. The transcript is spliced from 4 exons. The record is from RefSeq and is a predicted model, not a curated record.